AUGAUUUCGACAAUAAAAGACUACACUAUCCUCCCUCUUAUCCUUCCCCAAACCCCCUCCUUUCCCGUCCAAGCGACACACACCCUCUACCUGCGACCUCACGCGCCGAAAAUACCCACCGAGGCCGACGAACGCAGUCUCUUCCUCGUCAACAUACCGAUAGACACAACGCCAACACAUCUCCGGGCCGUUUUUGCAAGCGUACUUGGGGGGGCAGGACGAGUUGAGGAUGUGUUUAUUGAAGGGGAGAAGGGAGUGCAACAAUCUUCUACUCUAGCAAUUGCACCGCCCAACGCAGGAGGGAGUAGGAAGCGCAAGCGUGGGAACGAUGAGGACGAUGCGGAUGCGUCGGAGUAUCCAUUACCUGACCUCUGGGACAGAACACUUCAUCGCAGUGGCAGCACGGCCGUUGUGGUUUUAGUGGACAACAAGAGUGUGGAGGCUGUGCUUAAAAGCAUUCGGAAACUUCAUAAAUCGGGGAAGCAGGGAAGGUUUCCUGUUUGGGGCGCGGGCUUAGAAGAUAAAUUGGCUGCUCUGGGAAGUGCGCGGUAUGAGGCCCAUCAUGCCUUGAGGUAUCCGGACCCAACAUCACUACAGGCGAAUGUCGAUGCCUUUAUGACGGCGUUUAACGCGAGGGAGGAGAGCAAGAGGAGAGAGGAUGCUAGGAAGAGGAGUGGCCCUGAUGAGGAAGGAUUUGUUACGGUGACGAGGGGAGGGCGUGCGGGACCGGCGAGGAGAGGCGAGGCAGAGGAGAAAAGAAAGGAGAUGGAGGAACGGGAGGAGAAAAAGAGAAGGGAGAUGGAGACCGGGGGUUUCUAUAGGUUUCAAGUUAGGGAACGGAGGAAGAAGGAGCAGGGGGAACUGGUUAGGAGGUUUGAGGAGGAUAAAAGGAGAGUGGAGAAGCUAAGGGAGGGAAAGGGAAAGAGGGGGUUAAGGCCUGAGAGUUGA
This is a messenger RNA of Venustampulla echinocandica, 948 nucleotides long. RefSeq lists its product as uncharacterized. Gene Ontology annotation, cellular component: UTP-C complex; CURI complex. The transcript has a single exon. NCBI's taxonomy places the organism in Eukaryota, Fungi, Ascomycota, Leotiomycetes, Helotiales, Pleuroascaceae. The coding region runs from base 1 to 948 and encodes 315 amino acids. Gene Ontology annotation, biological process: rRNA processing; ribosomal small subunit assembly. The record is from RefSeq and is a predicted model, not a curated record.